This is a messenger RNA of Bolinopsis microptera, 949 nucleotides long. RefSeq names its product plasmanylethanolamine desaturase 1-like. The record is from RefSeq and is a predicted model, not a curated record. The transcript is spliced from 9 exons. Gene Ontology annotation, molecular function: oxidoreductase activity. The coding region runs from base 4 to 882 and encodes 292 amino acids. Lineage: Eukaryota; Metazoa; Ctenophora; Tentaculata; Lobata; Bolinopsidae.
GCAAUGGAGACCUCCAAGGUACUGAGGGACAUGGCAUCAGAGCUGUCAAAGUCUAUGAAGCCAGAGUCUCUUCCACUCAUCACUGCUGAAACAUCUUCAGCGUAUGUUCACAAACGAGUUACCAAAGAACAAAAGAAGCCUGUUCUCAAGAAGAACUCUAAAAGUGCUGCACUCUUAAAAGCUGGUUACACAAAAGAGAAAAGGAUGUUUGAAAUAACGAUGAUGGUUUCAUUUGUUAUCCUCCAGCUGACCAUUAUGACUCUUGUAACGUAUCAUUUUAAGAGGCAAUACUUUGGAGCUUUCAUAAUGUCCUUAGUGUUUGGUGCAUUGUUAGCAGAUUUCAUGUCCGGUCUAGUCCAUUGGGCAGCAGAUACAUGGGGAACCGUGAAUAUACCUAUCAUAGGACAAGCGUUUAUCAGACCGUUUCGGGAGCACCACGUGGACCCGGUUGCCAUGACAAAACACGACAUAGUUGAGACGAACGGAGAUAACUGCAUGUUAUCCAACUUGUUCCUAGUUCCCUUACUUUCCUGUUGCUAUCUGUACGGGGAGGAGUGGAUGCUGCAAAACUUCUCUCUCCUUGUGUUCGGAGCUACUUUCACCAUCUACGUUUGUCUCACUAACCAGAUACACAAGUGGAGUCACAUGAUAAGUGGAGUGCCGAAGUGGGUGAAAGUGCUGCAGGAUGCCCACAUCAUAAUGCCGCGUCCUCACCACCACAUCCAUCACAUCUCCCCUCACGAGACUUACUUCUGUAUCACUGGCGGGUGGUUGAACUAUCCGUUGGAGAAGAUUCAGUUUUUCCAGACUCUCGAAUUUAUAAUCGAGGCUUUAACAGCGCACAAACCCCGAUCUGACGACCAGAAGUGGCUGAAAGGUUAAUAGAGUACAACACCCCUGUUACCAUGGUUACACCCCCUCUAGAGUACAACACUACACUGUUACCAUG